ACUGGUGAUAUUAUGACAGUCAGCAGCCCUUUUAAAGACAAAAACUAGGAACUGUGAGAAACCUUGCACAAUUUCUUCUGUUCUGAGGAAGUAGAAGUCCAGGACCUGAAAUUUAAAACUACAAUGAGUGAGGAAAUGCCUAGUGGAUUCUUUCAACGUCUACUUUGCCCUGUGGUUAUAAGCAAAAGGGUUCUGAGGCAACCAAUGAAAAGGAGACCCCUUCUGGUGAGAAUGGAAUGCCUCAAGUAUUUCUCUGUUGUUGAAGAUGGACAAAAGAAAGUUCAGGAGGAAUUUCAAAUCGACAUGGAUGCGCCAGAGACAGAACGUGCAGCUGUGACAAUACAGUCUCAAUUCAGAAAAUUCCAGAAGAAAAAGGCAGGGUCCCAGUCUUAAUGUUAAGAGUUUCCUCACAGUUAAUGAAAAUGAAUAGAAUUCUACAGUCAUCAGAUAAAAAAAUACCUGAACAAAUAAACUAAUUAACAAAAACUCCCAAACAGCUGCAUAUUACACAUCUGAAUUUCAAACACGAAGUGCAUGUAUGGAAGUUCUUGAUAUUUAUAUCCAUGUAGGAAAAUGUAAGACAGUGAUAUUUAAGUGAUUAAAGCUGUUUGUUUAGCUCUAGUACUAUCUCUUCUGUAACU
Vombatus ursinus (common wombat) is the source of this 641-nucleotide messenger RNA. It is a transcript of the gene PCP4, whose product is annotated as Purkinje cell protein 4. Bases 124 to 393 code for a protein of 89 amino acids. Gene Ontology annotation, molecular function: calcium ion binding; calmodulin binding. Lineage: Eukaryota; Metazoa; Chordata; Mammalia; Diprotodontia; Vombatidae. The transcript has 5 exons. The record is from RefSeq and is a predicted model, not a curated record. Gene Ontology annotation, cellular component: cytoplasm.